Molecule: messenger RNA, 2515 nt
Organism: Eucalyptus grandis
Lineage: Eukaryota; Viridiplantae; Streptophyta; Magnoliopsida; Myrtales; Myrtaceae
Product: beta-galactosidase 6
Exons: 18
Coding region: 68-2218 (716 amino acids)
Biological process (GO): carbohydrate metabolic process
Cellular component (GO): vacuole; cell wall
Molecular function (GO): beta-galactosidase activity
Source: RefSeq, a predicted model, not a curated record
AUUUGUGUCAGUCACAGAGAGAGAGAGAGAGAGAGAGAGAGAGAGAGAGAGAGAGAGCAGAGAGAGGAUGGUGGGGUGGAAGGUGCAUUUGGUUGCGGUGAUGUUGGUGGUGACGAGAUUGUGGAGGGAAGGGGUGAGAGGAGGAGAGGUGACAUAUGAUGGAAGAUCACUCCUUAUUGAUGGCCAGAGGAAGCUCCUUUUCUCUGGUUCUAUCCACUAUCCUAGAAGCACUCCUCAGAUGUGGCCCGACCUGAUAGCUAAAGCCAAAGAAGGAGGAGUUGAUGUGAUCCAAACCUACGUGUUCUGGAACUUGCAUGAACCGCGACCAGGCCAGUAUGACUUCAGUGGAAGGUAUGAUCUUGUGAGAUUCAUCAAGGAAAUCCAAGCACAGGGGCUCUAUGCUUGCCUCAGGAUUGGACCCUUCGUUGAGGCAGAGUGGACCUACGGGGGUUUCCCCUUUUGGUUACAUGAUGUUCCGGGAAUCACAUUUCGAACAAAUAAUGAACCUUUCAAGUUCUACAUGCAAAACUUCGCAACGAAGGUCGUCAACUUGAUGAAAUCAGAGGGUCUAUAUGCUUCCCAGGGAGGCCCGAUUAUACUGUCCCAGAUAGAAAAUGAGUAUCAGAACAUCGAAGCGGCUUUUGGCGAGCAAGGACCCUUGUAUGUCCAAUGGGCAGCAAAUAUGGCCGUUGCACUUGAGACAGGAGUGCCCUGGGUGAUGUGUAAGCAGAAUGAUGCCCCGGAUCCAGUGAUAAAUGUGUGCAAUGGCAUGAGAUGCGGAGAAACUUUUCCAGGGCCAAACUCACCAAACAAGCCAGCUAUCUGGACAGAGGACUGGACGUCCUUCUAUCAAGUCUACGGUGGUGAACCAUACUUAAGGUCAGCUGAAGACAUUGCGUUCCAUGCCACCCUCUUCAUUGCAAAACUGAAUGGAUGUUAUAUCAAUUACUAUAUGUACCAUGGUGGAACGAAUUUUGGCAGAACAGCUGCUGCAUAUUUCAUAACAGGUUAUUAUGAUCAAGCUCCGCUCGACGAAUACGGUCUCCUCAGGCAGCCAAAAUGGGGUCAUCUUAAAGAAUUGCAUGGGGCAAUCAAGAAUUCCUCUAGUACUUUGCUGGAGGGAGUCAAAUCUAAUUUUUCUUUAGGCCAGUACCAAGAGGCUUAUGUUUUCCAGGAAGAAACGGGAGGAUGUGUUGCUUUCCUUGUAAACAAUGAUGCAAAAAGUAGUGCUACUGUACAGUUUGGCAAUAAAUCAUUUGAAUUGCUGCCGAAGUCCAUUAGUAUUCUUCAAGAUUGUGAAAACAUGAUUUUCAACACAGCAAAGGUAACAAGUGAGAGCAGUACGAGAGUCACAACAUCCAGCCAGACAUUUGAAGGUGCAGAUAAGUGGGAAGAAUUUCUUGAUGUAAUUCCCAGCUACUUAGAUACAUCAUUAAGAGCAGAUACAUUGCUAGAACACAUGAAUACAACAAAAGAUGAAUCCGACUACCUUUGGUAUGCAUUCAGUUUUCAGCCAGACUCAACUUGUGCUGAACCAGUGCUUCACCUCAAGUCUCUUGGACAUGUUACACAUGCUUUUGUCAAUAAUGAGUACAUGGGAUCGGCCCAUGGAAGCCAUGAUGUCAAAAACUUCACCAUGGAGACCAAAAUUGUGUUGGAUAAUCAGAUGAAUAACAUUUCCUUACUCAGCGUAAUGGUUGGACUACCAGACUCAGGAGCAUUUCUAGAGAAAAGAUAUGCUGGAUUGGCUGAGGUGGAGAUCCGGUGCACUCAAGAUGAGUCAUACAAUUUCACACACUAUUCAUGGGGAUACCAGGUGGGACUACUUGGUCAGGAGUUAGAAAUAUACAAUGAACAAAACCUGGGCAAUGUUGAGUGGAGCAAUGUAACAACGGUGAACCAGCCACUUACUUGGUACAAGACUUAUUUUGAUGCACCAGAGGGCAGUGAACCGCUUGCAUUUAAUCUUACAACCAUGUCUAAAGGAGAAGCUUGGGUGAAUGGACAAAGUAUUGGUCGAUACUGGGUUUCAUUUCUUACAGCUAAUGGAAAUCCAUCGCAAACUUUGUAUCAUGUGCCUCGAUCCUUUCUACAAGCCUCUGGUAACCUACUAGUUCUGCUAGAGGAAGUUGGUGGUGACCCCCUUCAUGUAUCCUUAUGCACCUUAUCUGUCUCUACCUUAAACGACACCGCUUCACACUUCCGUCUUCCUUCAUGAGAUGAGGAGAUCGAAUACAGAUGUGGGUAAAUAAUUUUUAGUAUAUUGAAAAGCUUUUCAUUAGUAUGAAAAGGUUCUUUCCAGAAAGAAAUGCAUCAGCAGCCAACUCAAUAGGAAGAGAUACAUCAAAUAGGUUAUGAGGAGGAACAUUCAACUGUUGAAUUUGUUGGACAAUCAAAGAUUGUAACCUUCAGUACUGAGAAGUAAUUUGAGCACUACAGCAUUUAUAGAGACCUCAUUGUAUCGACCUUGAUUGUGCUUAUCCUUCCCUUUGUUGAUAAUUUCAUCGACUGAUUA